UAGUCAAAGGGACUUGCUAGGUAUACCGCAGAUUGACAAAAAAUAUAACGAGGUGGGGUCAGAGACGGCCAUGGCCGGCUUCUUUAUAUACACAAUGAUUCAGUGUUGGAUGAAUCAUGCUUUGGUCGUUUUAUACAAUGGAGAGACUGGUGUCGUUCCUGAGAGUUCCCUUGGUUUUGUUGUUGCUAGUGCGUUGUGUUGCAAUUCAUGUAGGAGGACAUGGAGUUGGCGAGCAGCCGCUGUCCAAGAUCGCCAUCCAUAGGGCCCUCUACGCCCUUCAUGAUAAUGCCUCCAUUAAAGGUGAACCGGUCCUUCUCGGCAUCAAGGGGGAAGAUUCUCAGUGGAUAACAGUGAAAAUUGAGAGUCCUGGCCCUUCUGAAGAUGAUUGGGUCGCUGUCUUUUCUCCAGCAAAGUUCAACUCAUCUACCUGCCCAUCCGAUGAUGAACCAAGACAGCAGACUCCAUAUAUUUGCUCAGCUCCAAUAAAGUACAAGUUUGCCAACGAUUCCACUGCCGAUUAUACAGAGACAGGGAAAGCAUCUUUGAAAUUUCGAUUGAUCAAUCAGCGGUCAGAUUUCUCAUUUGCAUUAUUCUCAGGCGGUUUGUCAAAUCCAAAAUUGUUGGCAGUAUCAAAUACUAUAGCUUUUGUGAAUCCAAAGGCACCUCUCUAUCCUCGCCUCUCCCAAGGGAAGUCUUGGAAUGAGAUGACAGUAACCUGGACCAGUGGCUAUAACGUUAUUGAGGCUGUACCGUUUGUUGAGUGGGGUCUAAACGGAGAACCUCAAUCUCAAUCGCCUGCUGGAACAUUGACUUUUAGUCGAAAUUCCAUGUGUGCUCCACCGGCACGGACAGUUGGUUGGCGUGAUCCUGGUUUCAUCCAUACAAGUUUCUUAAAAGAAUUGUGGCCAAACUCACUGUACACUUAUAAGCUUGGCCAUAGGUUAUUUAAUGGUUCCUAUAUCUGGAGCAAAUCUUAUUAUUUCAAGUCAUCGCCAUAUCCAGGGCAGGACUCAUUACAGCGUGUUGUAAUAUUUGGCGACAUGGGAAAGGCUGAACGUGAUGGUUCUAAUGAGUACAGUAAUUAUCAGCCAGGGUCAAUCAAUACCACCGAUCAACUUAUCAAAGACUUGGAUAACAUCGACAUAGUUUUUCACAUUGGAGACAUCACCUAUGCAAAUGGAUACAUAUCGCAGUGGGACCAGUUCACAUCACAGGUCGAGCACAUUGCAUCAACAGUACCAUAUAUGAUUGCAAGUGGCAAUCAUGAACGAGAUGUACCAGGGACAGGAUCCUUCUAUGACUCUAAUGAUUCAGGUGGUGAAUGCGGUGUCCUUGCCGAGACCAUGUUUUAUGUUCCUGCUGAGAACAGAGCCAAGUUUUGGUAUUCAACAGAUUAUGGCAUGUUCCACUUCUGUAUAGCCGACAGCGAACAUGAUUGGAGGGAGGGUACUGAACAGUACAGAUUCAUAGAGAACUGUCUCGCAUCAGCCGAUAGACAAAAACAGCCAUGGUUGAUCUUUGCUGCUCAUCGUGUGCUUGGUUAUUCCUCCACACAAUGGCAGGAUGGCUCAUUUGGGGAGCCCAUGGGAAGGGAAAGCUUGCAAAAGCUCUGGCAGAAGUACAAAGUAGACAUUGCAUUCUUUGGCCAUAUCCAUAACUACGAGAGAACAUGCCCCAUUUACCAGAAUCAGUGUGUGAAUAAAGAAAGAUCUCACUACUCAGGCACAGUAAAUGGAACAAUCCACAUAGUUGUUGGAGGGGGAGGGAGCCACUUGUCAGAAUUUGGGCCAGUUCAGCCCAAUUGGAGUGUUUACAGAGAUCCUGACUUUGGCUUUGUCAAACUGACUGCAUUCAAUCACUCAUCCCUUCUGUUCGAGUACAAAAAGAGCAGUGAUGGAAAGGUUUAUGAUUCCUUCACCAUUUCCAGGGACUACAGGGAUGUGUUGGCCUGUGUACACGAUGGCUGUGAACCCACCACAUUAGCUUAAUGCGAUUUAUUGCUGUAUGAUUUGAUGAUCUUAUGAGAAGUGAACAUUCAUAAGUGAUUGUUGCAAAUGAGU
Molecule: messenger RNA, 2060 nt
Organism: Juglans microcarpa x Juglans regia
Lineage: Eukaryota; Viridiplantae; Streptophyta; Magnoliopsida; Fagales; Juglandaceae
Product: probable inactive purple acid phosphatase 27
Exons: 13
Coding region: 117-1988 (623 amino acids)
Molecular function (GO): metal ion binding; acid phosphatase activity
Source: RefSeq, a predicted model, not a curated record